Molecule: messenger RNA, 1839 nt
Organism: Lithohypha guttulata
Lineage: Eukaryota; Fungi; Ascomycota; Eurotiomycetes; Chaetothyriales; Trichomeriaceae
Gene: CAT2
Product: Carnitine O-acetyltransferase mitochondrial
Exons: 3
Coding region: 1-1839 (612 amino acids)
Biological process (GO): carnitine metabolic process
Cellular component (GO): peroxisome; mitochondrion
Molecular function (GO): carnitine O-acetyltransferase activity
Source: RefSeq, a predicted model, not a curated record
AUGGCUCCCAUGCAGAAAAGAAAGUUUACUGGCAAGUCCUUUAAGUCGGAAGAGGCAUACAAGGAAGACCACUCCAAGGGCAAGAUGCUGCGUUUUGAGGACUCCUUGCCUCGACUGCCAGUUCCAACUCUUGCCGAAACGUGUCAAAGAUACCUCAAAUCGAUACACCCUCUGUUAUCCAAGGAAGAGUAUGCUGCUUCAGAAGAUGCAGUCGCCAAGUUCGAACAACAAGCAGCAUCGUUACAGGACCGCUUAGUCGAGAAAGCCGAAAAGCCAGAAGUGAAGAACUGGAUAGCAGACUGGUGGAACGAAGCUGCCUACCUAGCCUACAAGGACCCUAUCGUGCCAUACGUAUCCUACUUCUACUCUUUCCGUGACGAUCGAAAGCGCCGAAACCCUGCAAAACGAGCUGCGGCUAUAGUCACUGGUGCGCUCGAAUUUCAAAAAGAGGUGGUAUCAGGCACACUUGAGCCCGAAUAUAUGCGUAAGAAGCCAAUGGCCAUGUCCAGUUACAUCUACAUGUUCAAUACCUCCAGAGUAGCUGCCGAACCUGCCGACUACCCAAUUCAGUAUCCACCUGCCGAGAAUCAACACAUAAUAGCUAUACGACACAACCAAUUCUGGAAGAUACCGACACACGUCGAUGGCAAAGUACUCAACACCUCCGAACUCGAACAACAGUUCACCAAAGUAUACAAAGCAGCACAAACCUCCCCUCCCAUUGGUAGCUUGACCUCUUUGCCUCGAGAUCAAGGUGCCAAGGCUCGUGCUAACCUACUCAAUGCCUCUUCGAACAAUGCUGCUGCUUUGAAGGAGAUAGAAGCCGCCUCAUUCGUAAUAUGUCUCGAUGCUGCUAACCCAGUAACACUCGAGGAACGAGCCCGUGCAUAUUGGCAUGGAGAUGGCGCAAACAGAUGGUACGACAAGCCGGUGCAGUUCAUUGUGAACGACAACGGUACGGCGGGUUUCAUGGGUGAGCAUUCAAUGAUGGACGGCACACCCACUCAUCGAUUGUGCGACACUGUGAACGCUCUCAUUGUCAACGAAAAACUAGACUUCAAUAAUCCAACCAUCCGCAGCACAAUACCUGAUCCCACGACCGUCAAGUUCGAUCUCGAUGAUCAAGUCAUCAAGGACGUUUCAUCGGCCCAGCAGCAGUUCGGAACCGUCAUUGCUGCUCAUGAACUCCGAGUCCAGGCAUACCAGGGCUAUGGAAAGGGUAUGAUAAAGAAGUUCAAGUGCAGUCCUGAUGCCUAUGUGCAGAUGAUCAUCCAGCUCGCUUACCACAAGAUGUAUGGCAAGAACAGACCUACUUAUGAGUCAGCAGCGACGAGGAAGUAUCAAUUGGGACGAACAGAGACCACGCGAACAGUCUCCAACGAAUCUGUAGCGUUUUGUGAUGCUAUGGCAAACCCCGAAAUCGGCCGUGAGGAGUGUGAGCAAAUGUUCAGAAAAGCCGUGGAAGCACAUGUCAAGUAUACACAGCUUGCUUCUGACGGCUAUGGUGUUGAUCGACACUUGUUUGGCUUGAAGAAAUGCCUUAAGGACGGCGAGGAAGUCCCAGAUCUAUACAAGGAUCCUGCUUACACAUACUCGUCCUCGUGGUUCAUCUCUAGCUCGCAACUGAGUUCAGAGUACUUCAACGGUUACGGUUGGAGUCAAGUCAUCGACGGUGGCUGGGGUAUUGCAUAUAUGAUCAACGAGAAUAGCAUCCAAUUUAACGUAGUCUCGAAACACCUCGGAUCGGAGAGAAUGUCGCACUACCUGAACGAGGCUGCUGGUGAUAUCAGGGACGUUCUCCUUCCUAGCUUGGAUACCAGCAAGUCAAGCAAACUGUAA